Molecule: messenger RNA, 2355 nt
Organism: Colletotrichum truncatum
Lineage: Eukaryota; Fungi; Ascomycota; Sordariomycetes; Glomerellales; Glomerellaceae
Product: alpha-l-fucosidase
Biological process (GO): carbohydrate metabolic process
Molecular function (GO): alpha-L-fucosidase activity
Source: RefSeq, a predicted model, not a curated record
AUGUCCCGCCUGGACAGCUCCCCAGGCUUCGGCUCCGGCCAGAACCAACAAGAAGUGCCCGGACCCCUGCACCUCCACUACCAGUCUCCCGCCUCCGAAUGGUCGGAGGCCCUGCCAAUCGGCAAUGGGCGGCUAGGCGCGAUGGUCCAUGGGCGAACAGUGACCGAGCUUAUUCAGUUGAACGAAGAUUCGGUCUGGUACGGCGGGCCGCAAGACAGAACUCCAAAAGACGCCCUCCGCCACCUCCCGAAACUCCGCCAGCUCAUUCGAGAUGAAAAGCACGCCGAGGCCGAGUCCCUCGUGCGCGAGGCGUUAUUCGCGACGCCCGCGAGCAUGCGGCACUAUGAGCCGUUGGGCACUUGCACCAUUGAGUUCGGGCACGCAGCGGAAGAUGUGACCGACUACCACCGCCAUUUGUGUGUCGAGACCGCCCAGACAACCGUCGGAUACCGAUGCCAAGGGGUCUCGUACCGCCGAGACGUGAUUGCCAGUUUCCCGGAUAACGUGUUGGCCAUUAGGUUUUCGGCGUCUGAACUCCCCCGGUUUGUCGUACGACUCAACCGUGUUAGUGAGAUUGAAUGGGAGACGAACGAGUUCCUUGACAGUAUCGAUGCGAAGGACGGACGGAUAGUCUUGAACGCGACCCCGGGCGGCCGAAACAGUAACCGUUUAUCGAUUGCCUUGAGUGUUACCUGCGACGAUGCCGAAGGUUCGGUGGAGGUGGUUGGCAAUGCUCUGGUGGUGAAGUCGACAGCCUGCACGAUUGCCAUUGGCGCGCAAACCACGUUCCGAACCGACGACCCCGAGGCUGUUGCUGUUAAUGAUGUGCUUGAUGCGUUGCGGUAUCCUUGGGAUGAGUUGGUCGAGCGCCAUGGAGAGGAUUAUCAGAAGCUGUUCAACCGGACGAGUCUUCGCAUGUGGCCGGAUGCAAGUCAUGUUGUGACUGACACAAGAAUAAAAGAAGGUCGAGAUCCUGGCCUGGUUGCUUUAUACCACAACUACGGUAGGUAUCUGCUCAUAUCUUGCAGUCGCAACUCUGAGAGGGCGCUGCCGGCAACCUUGCAAGGCAUUUGGAACCCCUCGUUCGCGCCGCCAUGGGGAUGCAAGUACACCAUCAACAUCAACCUGCAGAUGAACUACUGGCCGGCAGGGCCAUGCAACCUUACCGAAUGCGCGGUCCCCGUCUUAGAUCUUCUAGAGCGAAUGGCAGAAAGAGGCAGGAAAACAGCAAAGACGAUGUACGGCUGCGAAGGAUGGUGCGCUCAUCACAAUACCGAUAUUUGGGCAGACACGGAUCCUCAAGAUCGGUGGAUGCCGUCAACUAUCUGGCCCCUCGGAGGGGUCUGGGUUUGUAUUGAUGUCUUUGAGAUACUGCGUUACCAAUACGACGAAAACCUACAUAGGAGAGCAGCACCGAUUUUAGAGGGCAGCAUCAUAUUCCUACUGGACUUUUUGAUCCCGUCUGCUUGUGGAAAGUAUCUAGUUACGAAUCCGUCUCUGUCUCCGGAGAAUACGUUUCUCUCGGAAUCAGGAGACGCUGGUAUUCUCUGUGAAGGAUCCGCCAUCGACAUGACCAUCAUUCAGAUCGCAUUUGAGCGGUUUCUAUGGAGCACUGACAUUCUAAAUAAAGCCCACCCCUUACGAGCGAAAGUCAAGGACGCCUUGGAGAGACUACCUGGGCUGGCGACAAACCCUGACGGGCUGAUCCAAGAAUGGGGAUUGAAGGACUACAAGGAGCAGGAGCCGGGUCAUCGACACGUAUCCCACCUAUUCGGCCUUUACCCCGGAGAGAGCAUCAGCCCAGCAAGAUCGCCAGAGCUGGCUGUCGCAGCGAAGAAAGUCCUCGAGCGAAGAGCGGCCCACGGCGGCGGACAUACGGGAUGGAGCAGGGCCUGGCUGCUGAACCUCCACGCCAGGCUCUUGGAUGCCGAAGGCUGCGGCCAGCAUAUGGACCUUUUACUUAAAGGCUCUACGCUACCCAACAUGCUUGACAACCACCCUCCCUUCCAGAUAGACGGGAACUUUGGUGGGUGUGCCGGCAUUCUCGAGUGUCUGGUCCAAUCGAGCGUGAUCGAGGCGAACACCGUUGAAAUACGAUUGUUGCCCGCAUGUCCCAAAGAUUGGUCCCAGGGCGAGCUCUCGGGGGUCCGAACCAAAGGAGGCUGGCUCGUGUCAUUAAAAUGGCGGGACGGCGUCGUCCUUGAGCCGUUGGUUGUGGAGAGCCCUGAUGCCAAGGGUGCUGAGGCUCAAAUUGUGUUCCCGGACGGCGCUCGAACUAUCGUGCGUGGCGGCGCGCCGUCAUCCAGGCACGAUGUAUACGCGACCCAGGGGGAAAACAAGGCAGAGCUAAAAUAG